AUGUCAUCAAAAUCACCAGCUGGCGGCUACUACGCCGUGCGCGUUGGCCGCAGCCCCGGCGUCUACCGCUCCUGGGACGAGUGCAAGGCCGUGGUCAACGGAUACCCGAGCGCAAAGUUUCAGCGCUUCAAAACCGCCACUGAGGCCGAGGCCUUUGCCAACGAAACUGCCAGCAGCGCUGCCGGCAUUUCCCUUGCAGACAAAACUACGACCACGACCACCGCGAUGCGGAUACCAGUAACGCCUGUCGGUCCUGGGCGCAACAAGCGACCAGCACCAUAUCAAACUACACCUGGCAGUCGCAGCAGCAGCAGCGCCACUAAUAUCCAUAAUAACAGCAAAAACAACACAAGCAGGAUUACCACUACUACUACUGUUGACACAGCAGCUGGACCCACCCGCUUAAACUUGUCGAAUUUGGGCAGGACACGGCCACCACGGGCAACACAGCCAACCAAGCAGUCCAUCACACAUCCAGGCAUGAAGCCCCCCGCUGCAGGAAUCCUCGACGACGGCACACUGGUAGUAUACACCGAUGGCGCAAGCUCGAAGAACGGCCACAAAGGUGCACGCGCCGGACUCGGCGUGUACUUUGGCCACUCGGACCCGCGCAACCUAGCGGAGCCAUUGCUUGGCCCCAAACAGACAAACCAAAGAGCUGAGCUCAGCGCCAUUAUCCGCGCUCUAGAGGUCACUCCCACGGUGCCCAAUAUGUGUAUCUGCUCGGACUCUAUGAAUUGGGAGAGGACUGCAUGGAUUAAUUCUCAAGGUAAACCAGUGGAGAAUGAUGAUCUAGUGAAGCACGCUUUAACGCUUAUCAGAGAACGUAGUGGCUCAGUGAGGGGACAUGAUUACACUUUCCCUACCAAACAGGACUUGCUGCUGACAGGACAAUGA
Messenger RNA from Kickxella alabastrina, 897 nucleotides. Its product is annotated as ribonuclease H-like domain-containing protein. Lineage: Eukaryota; Fungi; Kickxellomycota; Kickxellomycetes; Kickxellales; Kickxellaceae. Gene Ontology annotation, biological process: DNA replication, removal of RNA primer. Gene Ontology annotation, molecular function: magnesium ion binding; nucleic acid binding; RNA-DNA hybrid ribonuclease activity. The transcript has 3 exons. The record is from RefSeq and is a predicted model, not a curated record. The coding region runs from base 1 to 897 and encodes 298 amino acids.